Messenger RNA from Adineta ricciae, 942 nucleotides. Lineage: Eukaryota; Metazoa; Rotifera; Eurotatoria; Adinetida; Adinetidae. The record is from the annotation of a GenBank genome assembly.
AUGAUCAUCUCGAUCGUAGGUUCACCAACAGAUUAUAAUCAAUUUAAUAGCCAAUUAGCUGCACUAUCCGAACAACUUGAUCGAAUCGAACUACACCUCAACAAUAGUAUCAGUCAGUUGUUGACAAAAAUGGACGAAAGCCAUCAUGAUAUCGCACAUUUGAUCAAACAGGCGCAUCCUUUCCCAGUAGAUCAUGAUGAUCAUUCGUCACCCAGUCGACCAGUAAGUGCUCUUUUAGUUAUCGACGUUCAGUAUGAUUUUAUCAAUGGAACUCUCGCUCUUCGCGAUUGCCCAUCUAAACACAAUGGUGAAGAAGUCAUACCUGUUAUAAACCAACUUCUCGAUAAAGUUAACUUCGAUGUGGUGGUUUACAGUCAAGAUUGGCAUCCAACGGAUCAUAUAUCUUUCUUCGAUAAUCUUCAUCUUCGUUCAAAAUUUUUAACUAAAGACUCUGUACCUCUGGAUGAUCUGAAAAUGUACUCGACAGCGACAUUCGCUCUUGAAGAUCUUCCGCCAACGAAACAAACACUCUGGCCUCGGCAUUGUGUUCAAAAUACGUUUGGUGCUCAGUUCCAUUCUGAUUUGAAAGUGCUUGAAGAAGAUAGCAAAGAGAACACUUCAGUGAUUGUUAUUCAAAAAGGAACAAAGCCUCACAUUGAUUCCUAUUCAGCGUUCUGGGACAAUGCGAAGUUAAGCGAAACCAAAUUGAAUCAACAACUAAAAGACAAACAUGUCACUCAAGUCUUCGUUACUGGCCUCGCCACCGACUGGUGUGUGUAUUUCACAGCUAUGGAUGCAAUAGAAAAUGGUUACAAAACAUUUAUUAUUGAAGAUGCAGCUCGUGGAGUCGAUGAGAAUACUAUUAAAGAAAGACUCGAAGAUUUCCGGCAAAAAAAAGGUCAUGUUAUUCAAUCAAAUCAAGUGAAAGACUAUUUUCCAUAG